AUGCAUGAGUCAACAACAACAACAACAACAGCUUAUCUUAUUCAAAAGAAUGGUCAACGUUUAGAAAAUUAUUGUGAAACACUCUCUUUCUUGUCGGCCAUAUUGCUCGUCUUCAUUGAUGCAGAUUCCGGUUAUCUACAUUCUUGUCUUCUUAUGUUGGCUGCCGUCGACAAAGUCGAUAAAGGUAUUUAUGUUGAUAGCACCAAUGGUGCAGUGUACGUGGCUGAUUAUGUCAAUAAUAGAAUUCAAAAAUGGUUAGUAAAUGCGUCUAAUGGAACUACUGAAGCUGGACUCAGCAAUGGAAAUGAAGGCAGUGAUGCUGAAUCGUUGUCAAGACCGACUGCUGUAUGGGUCGAUGAAGAAACCCAUGUUGUUUAUGUGGCUGAUUCAUCCAAUGAACGAAUUCAACGUUGGUUAUAUAAUGCAUCUAUGGGCGAUACUAUUGCUGGCGGAUCAGGUCUUGGUGAUAAACCUAAUCGAUUCGAUCAGCCAGUCGAUUUAG
Rotaria sordida is the source of this 502-nucleotide messenger RNA. NCBI's taxonomy places the organism in Eukaryota, Metazoa, Rotifera, Eurotatoria, Philodinida, Philodinidae. The record is from the annotation of a GenBank genome assembly.